Caenorhabditis elegans is the source of this 2265-nucleotide messenger RNA. It is a transcript of the gene ZK228.1, whose product is annotated as Reverse transcriptase domain-containing protein. The transcript is spliced from 5 exons. The record is from RefSeq and is marked reviewed. The coding region runs from base 1 to 2265 and encodes 754 amino acids. Lineage: Eukaryota; Metazoa; Nematoda; Chromadorea; Rhabditida; Rhabditidae.
AUGGAAGACAACCCUGACUAUAGACCACAUGAAGUUGAGAGAUAUCCGGUUGAUUUGCCACGACAACAUCCGCGUCCAGGCAUUCUAGACAUUCGUUGCGAAUUCACCAGCAUUAAGGAGUUUUUCGGGGAAGAGCCACCUUUCAAUGAGCGGACUGUACUACGGUUCGCGGAAUAUGUCAGGGGUUACUAUCCUGAUCAUCAACCCACACAUGUCAUGGAUCGAGGCGGUCUAGCCCUGUACAUUUGGAUAGAUCGUAUGCCAACACCCGCGACCCAUCUCCAACAAACCUUCUUACGCUUGCCAUUUCUGGAGGAGGUGGAAAACCUUUCGAGAUUCGUGCUUCGACAUGCGAGAGCACAAAACGAGCAUCUGGAGGGUGAACGUACAAAUCGCUGUUCAGUUUGUGGAAGUCACUUAUUGGGCAUGCCUUUGGCGGAUCACAGCUACAUUCGGUGCCCCCUAGAUGCGUUGGAAGGAGAACGUCGACUGGAGUUCUUAGCUAUAAACCAUGCAGCAUUUUGUAGCAAGUGCAACAGCCGUUUUGCUAAACACACAGGUUGCACCGGACCAGUUUGCCACUCUUGUGAUCAAAGAGGUCACACAGCUGCUACUAGACUGUGCGAUUCACGACUCGGAAGGCUCACACCGGAAAGCCAACAAGAAUUACUCACCGUGGUCACUCAGCAUCGAAGAAACUAUCUACUUCACAUCCGAAACCUGACUAAUGAUAUUAACAAGCCACUGCGCUACCGUUCAUACACUGAUCAGGCUUACAUCUUUCUUGAAAGACGGGUGGAAGAUAGAUGGUUGAUCGAUGGAUGGGGAUUCUACCAUGAUGACGCCGGUGAAUUUCCACAACCAGCUAUGCAAAGAUACUCGAAUCAUCCGCAUCGUUCUGUUCGCUACAAAGGACUGGUCCCACCUGAGUACCAUUCUCAGGCGGUGAACCCGAUCCCAACAUUUCCGCCACAUGAAGUUGAGUAUCUGCAAGCUGUGCAUGAGGUUAUCAUUGAGUUUCAUCGCUCUGGAGAGCUUCACAUGGAGCGAAUUCUUCCGAAUGCCGCAAUCGCAGACGAACCAGUUGCCAUCCCAGUUGAGGUUGAUCCACCACCCGCGGUUAUUGUUGAAGAGGGAAUUGCCAUCCAUCCCGUUGAGAAUGUAGAUCCUCUUGAAAUGCCUGUAAAUGAGAUUCACGAGAGAAAUGUUGCUGAUUCUGAAGAAGACGGUGACGAUGAUCUGAUUCUACAGGAUCCGGAGCCGUUGACGGUUAAUAACGAUACAGCCAGACCAGCGUUCCAGCACAAAGCCUUUGAAACACUCCUACAACAUCCGCUCCCCGAAGGCAAAAACGCUUUAACUCUCCGUGUGCGGGCGCUACAAGUUAUACUAUGUGGCAGAUCCGGUACGGAGUGGGAAGUAAGCCCAGAGGUGUCAGCGGCUCUCCUUCGACGUUACGCCAAGGACUUGAUCCUUUACGGACAAGCCUUGAAGAACGAAGAAGGUCUGAUAGUUCAAAUGGAAGAGUUUCUCAGUGCAACUGUACUGCGCAAGGAGCGUUAUGGAUCGGAUAUCGUAUAUAUACCGUCAAUGAGCCUCUGGGCAAAAGCAGAAGUUCGUCAAUCGCUUACUCGCCUCUUUGAUCCACAUCCAUUUGGUGAUGAGACAACACGGCGUCUUGAUCGGGUUGGGCACAACCAUCGUUAUUGGUUUGGACUCCCAAGUAAUCAAGGAGCUCUGCAUGAAGACUUACAAGUCGCAGAGGAGGAAAGGCUCAGUGCGCAGCUUGUACCAACCAAAGCUCGUAUCUGGGAAUCUCCACUACAUGACAUUGGACAGUUGAGAAAUGCCCUCGAAAUCCCAGUUCCCACGGAUAACCAGGCUGUGCGUCUUCGUAUUGGUUGGAUGAUUCAUCUGCUAACUUGUCAACUCCCUCCUGAAACGGUCAACCAGGGUUCGUACGUUGAAGUACUGGACUACUUGAAGAUCUUACGGGCGGCGACAAAACUCGUUCUCAGCAUCCGCGAAGAAGCCUCUACCGUAAGGAUUGAGCUCUCGACCUGUAUGAGACAUAUGGCCACAUCAUCCGCGAGAGGUCACAAUUUGGUACUACCCACUUUUGGACUUUUCGUGAAGUAUGCGAUGGGGAAAUGGGAGUCGUGGCUGAAUGGUUGUUGGGAUCACGUCUACGAUGAGAUCACGCUCAGACACGUUGAGUCAUGCCCAUGCCACGUGGAUGAAGCAAUGUUCCGUUACGAAUAUUAA